Coffea eugenioides is the source of this 1257-nucleotide messenger RNA. Its product is annotated as mannan endo-1,4-beta-mannosidase 4-like. The record is from RefSeq and is a predicted model, not a curated record. Gene Ontology annotation, molecular function: hydrolase activity, hydrolyzing O-glycosyl compounds. The transcript is spliced from 5 exons. Lineage: Eukaryota; Viridiplantae; Streptophyta; Magnoliopsida; Gentianales; Rubiaceae. Bases 1 to 1257 code for a protein of 418 amino acids.
AUGAUGUCCAAAGAAAAGAGUCUCUUGUUAAGGUGCUGUUCUCUUUCCUUGGCUCUUUUCAUUCUUCUCGGUGUUGGAGAGGGACAUGGUGAAAUUGCGAGUAAUAGUACCAGCAGCAGCAGCAGCAGCUUCAACUUUGUCAAAACUAGGGGAACUGAGUUUGUGAUGAAUGGGAGGCCAUUAUACCUCAACGGCUUCAAUGCAUAUUGGUUAAUGUACAUGGCAUCUGAUCCAUCUACGAGGACGAAGGUAUCAACCACCUUCCAACAAGCUUCCAAGUAUGGAAUGAAUGCAGCCAGAACUUGGGCUUUCAGCGACGGUGGCUAUAGGGCUUUGCAACAAUCUCCUGGUUCCUACAACGAGGACAUGUUCAAAGGUUUGGAUUUCGUAGUUUCAGAAGCAAAGAAGUACGGGAUCCAUCUCAUACUUACUUUGGUCAACAACUGGGAAGGUUACGGGGGAAAGAAACAAUAUGUCCAGUGGGCGAGAGAUCAAGGACACUACUUGAACAAUGAUGAUGACUUUUUUACCGAUCCAAUUGUCAGAGGCUACUUCAAAAACCACAUCAAGACUGUUCUCACAAGAAUCAACUCCAUAACGGGACUUGCAUACAAAGACGAUCCGACGAUAUUUGCAUGGGAGCUAAUGAAUGAACCUCGUUGCCAAAGUGACCUAUCUGGAAAAGCUAUUCAGGAUUGGAUCUCAGAAAUGGCAACUCAUGUCAAGUCCAUCGAUAGCGAUCACCUCCUAGACAUUGGUCUUGAAGGAUUUUAUGGAGAGUCUGUGCCCCAAAAGAAGGAAUAUAAUCCUGGUUACCAAGUUGGGACUGACUUUAUUUCCAAUAAUCGCAUAGUACAAGUGGAUUUUGCCACCAUUCAUUUGUAUCCUGACCAAUGGGUACCCAAUUCGAAUGAUGAGACUCAAGCACAAUUUGUGGAUAGAUGGAUCAAAGAGCACAUAGAUGAUUCCAAAUAUUUGCUCGAGAAGCCACUUCUGUUGACCGAAUUCGGCAAGUCUUCAAGAUCACCUGGGUACCAAGUCGCCAAAAGGGAUGCGUAUUUAUCACAUGUAUACGAUACCAUCUACGCUUGUGCAGCAACUCGUGGCGGCGGCGUAUGUGGUGGUAACCUCUUUUGGCAAGUCAUGGCUCAAGGGAUGGAAAGUUGGGGCGAUGGAUAUGAGAUUGUCUUGGAAGAGAACCCUUCCACUGUAGAAGUAAUUGCUCAACAAUCCAACAGGCUAUCAUCUCUUACCUAA